Molecule: messenger RNA, 588 nt
Organism: Centruroides sculpturatus (bark scorpion)
Lineage: Eukaryota; Metazoa; Arthropoda; Arachnida; Scorpiones; Buthidae
Exons: 4
Coding region: 1-588 (195 amino acids)
Source: RefSeq, a predicted model, not a curated record
AUGCCCAUAACACAGUUUUGGAUUAAAGUUAAAUCUGAAUAUCCAGUUUUACAUGAAAAGGCAGUUAGGAUGUUACUACCUUUUUCAACAACGUACUUAUGUGAAUCAACAUUUUCAGCAAUGAUGGGAAUUAGAAAUUGCUCUGAAAAUGAUGGAUUUCUUAACCCUUCAAAUGCAUUAAUAUCAAGUGAUCAAAUGCCAACAUUUAAUCCAAAUUGUCCCAUAACAGAGAGAUCAGCUUUAGAUGAUUUAGUAUCAAAAAUUGUUGAUGAGGAUCAAUACAGUAAUAAUGGAUUGGCUGAGCAUCCAGAAACUUUUGCACUAUAUUCAAAUAAUGAUGUAUUUUCUACAUUUGAUGGUUUUCCAUACAACAAUAUGUGGUCAGGAGGAAAUUAUAAUGUAGGAAAGAAAAGAGUUUCACAAAAUUUUGGUAUUCAGAAUACUCUGAAUUAUGGUGAUACUGGAUCUGGUGACAAAAGUGGAAAUUUUAGGAAUUUUACAAAUGAUUAUUAUGAACCAUUUUUCAAUACAGAAAAUGAUGUAACAGUAUAUCAAGGAAAAAAUAAACUAUAUAAUACACAGAAUUAA